UUACCUUUAUUUUUUUUGUUUUCCUACUUCUCUGAUAAUCGUUUUCAUUAUCUUAGUUUAUUACUCUGAAUUGAAAAAAAAAUUAUAUUAAUAUAAAAGAUUUUUUUAUUAAAAAAAUGGCAAAAGCAUCCGUUUUGGUAGAAUUUUUCUAUGAUAUCAUAUCGCCUUAUUCUUAUUUAGCUUUUGAGGUAUUGCAAAGAUAUAAAAAUAUAUGGAGAAUUGACCUUAAAAUGAAGCCUAUGUUGUUAGCUGGAGUUAUGAAGAGUUCAGGAAAUUCCCCACCUGCAGUCGUGCCAAAUAAGGGUGUGUAUAUGGCACGAGAUUUAAGGAGACUUCAAGCAUAUUUCCAGGUCCCUUUAGUUUUACCUGAUAAUUUGAUGGAUAUUAUUAUGAAAAAAGGAUCAUCAUUAAAUGCUCAAAGAUUUUUGACUGCUGUAAAUAUCCAUAAACCAGAAUAUGUUGAAUCAAUAUCAAGGGCCUUAUGGUUGCGUUUAUAUAAAGAGCACACAGACAUUACAGAAGUAAAAAGCUGUAAAGAGGCUGGUCGAGCAGCAGGAAUGGACCAGGAAACUCUUGAAAAAUGUAUACAGAUGCUAAAUGACCCUCAAGUGAAAGAAGGACUUCGAAAAUGCACAGAAGAGGCUUUAAAUUAUGGGGCCUUUGGAGCCCCUAUGAUUGUUGCUCAUAUUAAUGGAAAGCCAGAAGUAUUCUUUGGUUCUGAUCGUUUUGAACUACUUGCAUAUGUUUUAGGUGAAGAAUGGUUAGGACCUGUUCCCCAAGCUUCAUCAAAGUUGUGAAUUGUAUGUGUAACUGUUUUACUAUAUUUACAUAUCAAACAAAUGUUGCUGUUGUUCAAAGUUUAUAAUUGUAUUUUUUUAUAUUCUUUUUGUAAUAUAUUUGCUUACACAAAACAAGCACUGAAGUUUUAAUUUCCUGUAUAAAGAAAAUAUUUACACUGCUAACAUUGUAUGUUUUUUAAUAUAAUAAUAAAUAUUGCCUGUUGAAAUCAAA
Argiope bruennichi is the source of this 1011-nucleotide messenger RNA. Its product is annotated as glutathione S-transferase kappa 1-like. The transcript is spliced from 8 exons. Gene Ontology annotation, biological process: glutathione metabolic process. Gene Ontology annotation, molecular function: glutathione peroxidase activity; glutathione transferase activity. Gene Ontology annotation, cellular component: mitochondrion; peroxisome. The record is from RefSeq and is a predicted model, not a curated record. NCBI's taxonomy places the organism in Eukaryota, Metazoa, Arthropoda, Arachnida, Araneae, Araneidae. Bases 117 to 797 code for a protein of 226 amino acids.